Molecule: messenger RNA, 3822 nt
Organism: Paramacrobiotus metropolitanus
Lineage: Eukaryota; Metazoa; Tardigrada; Eutardigrada; Parachela; Macrobiotidae
Product: cation channel sperm-associated auxiliary subunit beta-like
Exons: 5
Coding region: 506-3580 (1024 amino acids)
Cellular component (GO): cilium; CatSper complex
Source: RefSeq, a predicted model, not a curated record
UGCAAGUAGUUCGUGCAUUUUGCUUGCACUAUGCUCACAUCGAGUUUUCGAUUCUCAAGUAUUCUAAGUACAUUUUUAGUGUAGAAAAGUUGGAAAAAUGUCUUCUAGUAUUGCAUUGGGAUUAACGUGCGCACUCUGCCUCGCACUUCGUGCGGAAACGAAAAGCCGAUUCUUGGCGCUGCCAUACAUGGACCCGCCUGAUACGCUGCUAGAUCAACAUGCCAACUGAGCUCGCCUUUGCAGCGAACCUGGCGCUGGCGCUCCGCCCUACAGCCUCGCUCCCGACCACGUCCUGCGCUGCCUCUGGAACAGCUCGGUCCUCUCGACAGCGCCACAGGAUGCCCUGCUUCUUCACACCGACAACACCACCCUCCUGUGUUACAUCCUCGACGGCCGCUUAGAUCCCCUAGAACCGCGGCAGGUGGAGGUCAGCCGCGCGGCGGUCGCCGCCUUGGACGCGUGGGUGCGUGUGGAUAACGGCAGCAGUCCGCCCUGGGAAAGCUUGAUGCGUGGGCAGGCCUACUCGUUGGCAGAGUACGGGGUGUGGGCGGUGCCUAUCAACCGGACGGUUCUCGCGGUGGGACGGCGGGCCGCCUGGCUCCCGUGGACCGUCACCGUGCGGGUGCGGCGGAAGAACAGUACGGUGGAGGUGGAGCGGACCCGGUUCACCGUGGUGGAUCCGUAUUCGGAUGCGUAUUUGAGUUGGUUGUGGGGGAACCCGGUGAGUGUGUCGGAUUUCCGGACGCAGACGGCCGAUGGCGGCAAAGCGCUGACCAUCCGCAAUCCCUGCAAUCCGCAGAUCACCAUCCUCAUCCGGACCCUCCCGGACACCGCCGCCGGGACGCUCCGGGUGUACUUCUCCGUCUCCUGGUCGAUGAGCGCUCUGAUCUUCACCGGCUGGCGGAAGGUGGCGACUCUUCCUAGUAACUGUACCCUGACCGCCGCCACGGGGCUGCCGGCAUAUAUCAUUCUGCACACAGCAUGCGGCGCCUACGUCACCGACCGCUUGGUAACCACGCCCACGGGCAACGAGAGGACGGAUGCGGCGCCGCGCGCGAUGCUGUUCAGUCGGGCGGCGGUGUUGGAUGGGUUUGCGGCGGAUGCCGGGGCCACGGCGUCGGAGUACUGCUAUAUACGCACCAGUCCGUCGAAGAUCGGGAGUACAGUGGCGUUUAAGAAUGCGGCUGGAGUCAGUGGAGUGGUCGUUCCGCCGUUUCAAGAAUUCAUUACGCCGUUGCUGUCCUAUCGGCCGCAAAACGACUCCGACCCUUCCGCACCCCGCACCUCCUUCUUCACCACGAUCCGCUCCAACCCCGCCGCCAUCAUCACCAGCCUCGUCCACCCCGCCACGAACCUCCACUACACCCUGUACCGCGCCAACGGCACCUUCAGCCUCUUCGCUCAACCCCUCUCCGACCUCCGCGCCUCCCUCCCCAGCGGCCGCAUCCUGACCACCUUCCCGGACACCUUCCAGCCGCGCCGCUUCCAGGCCCAUCCCCUCACUCAGCACCUUUACCUUCUCGGGAACCAGCUGUGGAUGAGCGCCGACGGGGCCCGCUUCCAGCUCCUCCACGACCGGGAGGUUACGGAGGUGACGUUCUCCCCGGGGGGCACGCAGAUGGCGGUGCGGAGUCCCGCCGGGGUGAUGGUGGGCGGGGCCUUUGGCGGGGCUCUGUUUCCGGUAGGGUGCACAGUGGACGGGAACCAGGCGGUGACCUUUGGGCCGGAUGAGCGGCUGUACGUGCUGGAUGGCAUGACAAACGGGGGCGCGGCGCGCUGUGAGGUCCAGCGGGAGGUGGUGCUCCCGGGGGCAUUCGCCAUGAUCCCGGUGACAUCGGCGGUGUUUUAUCUACUGGAGUGGGAUACCGGGAACGGGACGCGACAGCUGACGGAAGAGUUUGUCGGUUAUGAGUUCCGACAUGUCAGUAAUGCUUCCACCAGCUCCGGCGAUUAUGACAGCGGUGUUGUUGUGGACUUCCUCCCGGAAACGUUCGUUUCCACCACGAUUCCCGACGCCGGAUCCCUUCUCCAGAUUGAACAGUCCUCACCGCUCCUCGCCUCAGCCAGUGACCUUUCCAUGGGCCAGUUAUCCACACAGGAGAACCUAACCCUCACAUUUACCAACGUCACCGCACCCGUGACCUUUGCCUUAAGCACUUCCGGUGCCGACUGGUCCAUCCGUGUCGCGGCCUACUCCACCCUCAUCGCCGAGCAAUGGGAUCCCUACGGCGGGCUCCUCUGGCGCGGCAGCUUCAUCGUCACUGCACUAAACCCGGCCACGGGAUGGGCGCUCACCCCGGUCCCUGCCUGGAUCUCCACGGUGGACCUACGUCCCGGAGAAUGGAGGCUCGUGUCCAUAUCGAACCUGGAUCCCACUGCUCCGGCAUGGGUCCUCCGGGAGAGCGCGGAGGAGUGCCCGUAUCUGUUGACGUUAAACGGUUCGACCCAGUCUAUUGUCAACGUCUACCUUGACCGCGGGGAUACCGCGACCCUGGUGGUGUCCCUAAAACCGACCUUCACUCGCCGGCAGCACCGGGGACUUCCCAACCGUAUCCUGGCGUUCCGCACCGCCACCCCGCGGCUGCACAUUACCUCCAGAACCUCGGAGACCGCUUUUGGAGGUUAUGACCUCACGUACACCAUCGAGGAAGUCGGGACCACGAGCCAGGCGGAUUUCUGGUCGACCACCGUGACCUUUACCAUGACUUCCGGCAGUUCCGCUUGCCGGCGGCAGUUAAUCGUCCUGAACAUUGUCAGCGGAUGUCUGAAGGGCUCCGGACUCCGGUACGUCUUCCCGGACGGGAUGAGCGACGCAGAGUAUGUCAACGCCACCUUGACGAACAAAAUCGGCGACCCAGUUCUCGGACCGAUUCCGGUCAACUACCGCCCGCCCUCGGACGCCGACGGGAUCGACUUCCCGCGUUCCCCGAAUGUAUACAACGCCGACGUGUCGCAACCGGUGCGGACGGACUUCGCCGCGCCCGAUCAGUUUCCGGUGGUGUACAAACAGUGCGACGGCUGCUGCACAGAGGACAUGCGCCGCAGCAUGCUACUAGCCAACUCCGAGUGCCUCACCCAGGCGGUGUACCUCCCGUUCUCCGGGGACCAUCUCUUCCAGCUGCGUCUGGACACCGGGACCUCCAGCGGUCUCCUCCCGCCCAGCGAACCCGUCCUGGUCCAGGAGCUCAACAACCGGACGGCCUUCAGCAUCGUCCUCCCGGACGGCAGCCACACGACGCUGGACCUCCUCCGCGCCCGGAUGGGGAACACCUCCGGGAUCCUGGUGGCCUCCAACAGCACGAUCCGCUUCACCGGGACGGGGUUGUUCCAUCUGCGGGCCAGUGCGCUGCCGGAGAGUUCCUACUGCACCUUGUCGACAGAGUGGAUGCUGUGGGUGUACCAGGCCCCGUUGGCCUUCCCCCUGGGGCAGAUCUGCCAGGUGGUGACCUUGUUGGUGGUCAGUGUGUGGUUGUUCGUCGUCCUCACGGCGUUGGGCGAGGCGACGCUGGUCGACCGGCGCCGGCGGACGGCGCAGCGCAUGCCCGACCGGAUUCCCUUGGUCGACGCGGCGGCUAAAUGAGCCGAUUGUAAAAGUCAUGGGUGUGCCUAGCGGUAUUCCCCUGAUUCUACCGUAAACGCAAUUAAACAAGCGACACCCUAUUGUACUUUAUUUCUGGUAAAUUCUGCGUUGGAUUCGUAACUAAUAGACGUAUUUCUGGUGAUACUCGUAGUAUAAAUUAAAACGCAUUUCGGAAGAAUUUGUAAUUAUUUAUGGCGCAAUAUUCCGUGCGGUUUAUGCAGUUCUGAAAUAUUUAUUUGAUU